AUGUCUCGCCCAGGGCGUGAGAUUUCCGUAAUCAUUGUCGAAUCACCAAUCUCCUCAAACAUCUGCUGCUCCAUGUUUCUUACAUCCAGCUGUCCGAGCCUGGGUUUCUCAAGAGAUGAGGAACAAGCCUUCGAACGGAACAUUGAAGCCCUUCACCUCAGAUGGAGAGAGAAUGACACUGACGUGGGAGCUGAGUUACUUUCUGAAGAUUCACUUCUUGCGCUUCUUUUCUUUAGGCCUUUUAUAGGUCCCGCACUACCACCUGGGUUCAGCCGGGCAGAAAAGGAGAGAGAACCUGCUGUACCCUCAAGUUUAAGCACGUUGCACACACAAGAAGACAGCGAUGAGGAGGCCCUAAUCGGUCCAAUGCCCUCGACAGGCACCACUGAAACCAACGUGGCAGCAGACAUUGAACGCAGGGCGAGCAGAAUGAAAGAAAAGCUGGCCUCUGGUGACAUGAAUGAUGCCCAGAAACAGGUCAGAGAGUCGUGGAUGGUUGAGCUUCCGCCGGUCUUACAAAACAUAGGCCUGGGUGCAAGAACGUUCAAGAGGCGUGCGAACGGAGAGUCGUCCGACCGCUCAGUAUGGACAGAUACUCCCGCGGACAGGGAAAGGAAAGCACAGGAAACGUUAAAAGCCAAAGACUCACCAGCCGAGGAAUUUGAGCGUCCCAGUCUGUCUGAAAGAGAUAAACGGAUGGCCAAGGAGGUAGCAUCAUACAAUGAAUUGAGGCGAUCGGAGUCCCUUCUCGACAUGCACAGCAAGAAGUUGAAGAGGAAAGCGGAGGAUGAGAAGGACCGACCCCAGCAGCGACGUGCUUUUGAUCGCGAACAGGACUUGCAGGUUCACCGGUUUGACGAGGCUCAGAAGAAAGCCUUGAUCAAGAAGUCGAAAGAGCUGAACACCAGAUUUUCACACGGAAAAAGCAACAUGUUUCUGUAAAAAUAAAAUUAAAGUAAAAAGUAUUUUACUGGCAAACUGCAGACUUAGAGCGCCUGCAGUCUUAUGUUUAACACUGCUGUAAUAUUUCUGUAUUGAAACUACAAUGGUUCAAACUGAUGUUGUAUGAAUAGCAGGUCUCUUAUUAUAAAAUAGUCUAUGUUUAAUUUUGAUUGAACUGAAUAAAGAUGAAGCAGUUUUAUUUA
Rhincodon typus (whale shark) is the source of this 1145-nucleotide messenger RNA. RefSeq names its product GPALPP motifs containing 1 (gene gpalpp1). The record is from RefSeq and is a predicted model, not a curated record. The transcript is spliced from 6 exons. Bases 1 to 942 code for a protein of 313 amino acids. NCBI's taxonomy places the organism in Eukaryota, Metazoa, Chordata, Chondrichthyes, Orectolobiformes, Rhincodontidae.